Molecule: messenger RNA, 661 nt
Organism: Cinara cedri
Lineage: Eukaryota; Metazoa; Arthropoda; Insecta; Hemiptera; Aphididae
Source: the annotation of a GenBank genome assembly
AUGCCAAACGGUCGUAAUAUUGCGAUAAUGCUUAGUAUAAGUGAUGAUACUUCGGGAUCCAUGAUCAAUAUUGAAAUAGAACAUGAAAAUGAAAAGAGAAAAGAUAAGAUAUCCGUUAUCUUAGAAUAUGCUAGUAAUACUAAAAGGGAUACAAAUUACGUUCAGAGUAUUUUUUAAACCACGCUGGUAAUCUUUUUUUUAAUUGUAGUGGAAAAAAUUAGUGAUUCUACAUUAAAUAGAGAAAACCCAAUAGAAAAUAAAAAUCUAAUCAUAUCCGAAAAUACGAAUAGAAGAAGACAAAAAGUAGAAAAUAAAUCAUUUGGAGAAAAAUGUAUGAAAUUGAAAGGUGAUUUAAUUGUUGUCAAAAUAUUAUAUUAUACUAUUCUAGUUCGGAACACAAAAAAUAAUUUUAAAAAACCAAAAUUACCAGAAUCUAAAACAAUUUUAGAGAAAAAAAAUUAUUAGAUCUUCGAUAAAUAUAUAUACGAAUAGGAUAAAAUUUGAUACCUAUAUAAUAAUGAUGGUCUCGAUUCGUUUUGGUUUUUGUGUCCGAGCUUUAAUAAUUUCGCCAUAUUUUACUAUGUUUUUCCAAUAUGAUUCAUAACUUUCAUAUUUAUUUAUUUCACAAGUCAAUGUGUUUAAACGAUAUUGGCAAAUCUAA